AGAACAAAGAAAGGCACUACAUCGAAUUCAUGGUCAAGUUUAUGACAGCCUUGUAAUAGGCAGUAUGGAGAACAUGGCAAAAGAACCAGAAUGCUACGAGUCAGGAACUGAUCGCCACGCUACACAUUGCACGUCGGAAUGAUUUUGAAAUGGGACUUCCGGAUUGGGCAAGAUGGCGGCGCCCAAAGAACAGCGUGGUAGUUUCUAAAGCGGAGGGGUUCUUCCUCUGAUACUUAUCCGGAAUGGCUGGGCUUACUCUGUUUGUUCGCGGCCUCCCUGCUGCUGCUACCAAUGAAGGACUGGAGCAGCUUUUUAGUGAAACUGGCCCCGUCAGACAGUGCUUCGUGGUUAGAGAGAAAGGGACUGAAAAAUGUCGUGGAUUUGGGUAUGUUACAUUCUCCAUGCUGGAAGAUGCUCAGCGAGCGAUGAAGGAGAUUAAGAGCUUUGAUGGAGGCAAAAUAGAGGUCACAGUUGCCAAAAAGAAGCUGCGGGAGAAAGAUAAGAAAACAAAAAAGAAAGAGGAGACCAAAGAAUGCAAGCCCAAUGAAGAAACGAAUAAUGUGAAGAAGCCUAAACAGAUGAAAACUCAACACAAAAAGGCCAGGCUGAUUAUCCGAAAUUUGAGUUUUAAGUGCUCUGAAGAUGAUGUCAAGAAACAUUUCUCUACAUUUGGAACCGUGCUGGAAGUCAACAUGCCUACCAAGCCAGAUGGAAAGUUACGAGGGUUCGCAUUUGUACAGUUUAAGAAUAUGCUAGAAGCCAGUAAGGCUUUGAAAGGCACAAACAUGAAGAGCAUUAAAGGUCGGACAGUUGCAGUGGACUGGGCAGUUGCAAAGGAUAAGUACACUGCUACACAGGAAACAGCUACUCCAGAAGGAAAAAAGGAAAGUGGCCAAAAAGAUGUGACUGCUCAGAGUGACAGUGAGGUGGAGGAGGAGCAGAAAGACCAAGAGGACAAUUCAUCAGAUGGGAAACAAGAUGCUGACGAUUCAGAGGUAGAACAGUCUGAGGAGGAUGAAGAGGAUAGUGAAGAUGAGCCAGAAAAGCCAGAAACUAAAAGCCAGGAAAAAUCAGUCAAGAAGUCUCAGUAUCCCAAAGACUCUAGUAGUGAUGAGGAUGAUGAGGAUGAUGAGGAUGAUGAGGAGGAUGAUGAGGAUGAUGAGGAUGAUGAGGAAAAAGCAGCAAGUACAGACUCUGAGGAUGACGACGAGGAUGAUGAUUCAGAAGACUCAGACAUCAAAAGCAAAAAGAAAGGUAAAAAAGAAAAAACAAAAAAAAGAACUUUGCCAUCUGAUGUUGGUCAAGGGAAAACGCUGUUUAUCAGGAACUUGUCCUUUAAUUCUGAGGAAGAGGAUCUGGAGAAGUUGCUACUUUGCUUUGGAAAUCUUAAAUAUGUCCGAAUAGUGGUACACCCUGAGACUGAGCACUCUAAAGGCUGUGCCUUUGUUCAGUUUGUGGAUAAAGCAGCAGUUGAGAAGUGCCUAGCAGUUGCUAAAGACGAAUCUGAGAAAGGUGGUCUUCAACUGGAUGGCAGAAAGUUAUUGGUGGAUCUUGCAGUGACUAAGGAAGAAGCUGUGAAAUUACGAGAAAAAAAGGUUAAAAAACCAACAGGAGUUAGAAACCUGUAUCUGGCCAGAGAAGGAAUGAUUCGGGAAGGAACUAAACCUGCAGAAGGAGUAAGUGCGGAGGAUUUGGCCAAAAGAGCUCGGUUUGAAGAAACCAAGCGCCAGAAACUGAAGUUACAGCAUAUCUUUGUCUCGAAGACCCGUCUGUGUGUUCACAAUAUUCCUAAAUCUGUGGAUGACAAAAAGUUACGGCAGUUGUUUCUAAAAGCAGCUGGAGGAGGACGAUCCAUUAAAAUAAAGGAGUCUCGGGUAAUGAGGGAUCUGAAAGGUGUUGGAGGAAACCAUAAGGGUCAGUCUUUGGGUUAUGCGUUUGUGGAGUUUUCUGAGCAUGAACAUGCUCUGACAGCACUAAGAAACGUCAACAACAACCCAGAAUACUUUGGCCCAAAGAAGAGGCCAAUUGUUGAGUUCUCCUUGGAGGACAUGAAUAAGCUGAAGUUAAAGGAAAAAAGGACACAGAGAAGCCUGGAGGUGCUGAGACAGAAGGAGGCUAAAGCUCAGGCCUUUGGUGGUGGUCAGCCAGUUCAAGCAAACGUCAAUAAAAAAACACCUGGAAAAGGAGUCACCCCUGCAACAAAAUCUGGUGCAACCACUGGGAAAAAAGGACCCAAUAAACCUGAAAAAGCUGUAACUGCAUCUGUUGCUCAGCCAGCAAAAGGCAAGACGACGGAGGCUACCCCUAAUAAGGUACAAUCUGCAGCGACAGAUCCUCAGAGGCCACCCAAGAGAGCAUUGCCUGAUAAUACAAAUAAAGUGUUAUCAACACAAAAGCAGGAGGAGAAGAGAGCAACUGAAUCUACAUCAUGGUCUGGCUUCAAAACGAGAGACGAAGUGGAAUAUGAGGAGCUAUCCGAUGGGAAGAAGAGGAGGAAAGUCCUACCAAUGCCUUCUCAUAAAGGUCCCAAAAUAAGGCACCGUGAUAAGGGCAAGGUUCAGCAGCUGCCCCCAAAGAAACCAAAAUCUCAAGGAGUAAGCCGGAAACAGCAACGUCAAGUCUUGGGAGCAAAACAGGCACCUACCAAGAAGAAACCACCAAGUAAGAACCAGGCAGAGACUCGUUUUAACCAACUUGUGGAACAAUAUAAGCGCAAAAUCCUUGGGAAGUCCAGUGCCCAAACUCCCAUCAAAAGGAGCAAGUGGUUUGAAGAUUGACCUUCUGCAUAUGUGAUGGACCUUACGAUCAGAAUUACUUUUGCCAAUCCUGAGCCUGUCACAUGGAAAUAACAUUUAUUACAUUUGUCUUUGUCCGAGCUGUAUUUGGUCCAGAACAAAGGCUGUGAUAUCUUUUUACCAUUAUGUGGUCAAUCAAGGACCUCUGACAGAUAUAACAUUGUGUGUAGUGUUUGUAAACCCUCUCAGGCCUCUCUUACUGGGUUAUUUUCCAUAGCUUUGGAGCUGUUAACUUUCGAGAUAUACAAUUACAUUCUCAU
Pelobates fuscus (common spadefoot toad) is the source of this 3055-nucleotide messenger RNA. It is a transcript of the gene RBM28, whose product is annotated as RNA binding motif protein 28. Gene Ontology annotation, cellular component: nucleolus. The coding region runs from base 243 to 2777 and encodes 844 amino acids. NCBI's taxonomy places the organism in Eukaryota, Metazoa, Chordata, Amphibia, Anura, Pelobatidae. The transcript has 20 exons. Gene Ontology annotation, molecular function: mRNA binding. The record is from RefSeq and is a predicted model, not a curated record.